CUUGUAGAAAACAUCCUAACCAAUAUUGAAGAAGCUGAUAGCUCUCUAUACGCACAAAGUAUACCGUAACAUGAUGCGACCAAAGCUAUACUCGUCUCAAGCCUGUCGAGCUUGCCGACGCCUGAAGAGAAAGUGCACGAGAGAGGUCCCUAAAUGUUCUUUGUGCCAUCGUCUAGGCAAGGCUUGCGAGUACGCCGAGCCUAUAGCAGCAGAAGCAGCCAGCCGUAUUGAGCAGACUCUCCACGUUGGCACAACUUCUCCAUCCGGGAUACUCUUGAACAAUAAUCUUGCUGCGUCCUUUCCUAGGCCCGCGCAAGAAUUUCCUUUGGCCUUUUUCUUGGACUCUGAGGAUUUAGCUCCACAGGGAGUCAAUUCUUUCUCAUGGAGUCGCCAUCUAGACAUUAAUGAGCUUGUAACCGAGCAUCUUGACGAUGAUAGAGCCGCUUUGUGCGAAGAAUAUCUCUCGACGGUGCAUGAAUGGGUGCCAAUGAUUAGCCGGAAACGUCUGUUCAACGAGCUGAAUAGCGGCUCGGGUGACGCGGAUGGCUGUCUCCCGAUCUUGCUGCUUUGCAUGAAAGCAUUCACCACAAGAGACGUUAAAUGUGCCAGAGAUUCUCCUUCGUAUUUGCUAGCUAGGUCGCUUUGUUCAGAAGCAGAGUCGAUGGGAUUUUUGUCUUUGAGAUUAGUCCAGUCUCUCGUUCUCUUAGCGGCCUAUGAGUUGUCUCAUGCUAUUUACCCUUGUGCGUACUCAACUCUUGGUCGAGCAUCAAGAUUGGGUCUUCUGCUAGGAUUGCACGAUAGAAAGAACAACAAGCUUUUUAAAGGUGCCGAAACCUGGACGCUUCGGGAAGAACAGCGCCGAACGUGGUGGGUGAUAUACUUGCUAGACAGACUCAUGAACAUUGAAACUAAUCUACCAAUCACGGUCCCUGAACCUGCCCAAGAUGAGCUGUUGCCGAUAAAUGAUGAUGAUUGGGAUGAAGGGAAGAUAGUCCCAAGCGAACCCUUAUUCACCACAUCAUUCAGCAGCUCAACAUCUGUUGGAUCCUUUGCCAAGAUGUGUCAAGCUUCACAUAUGCUCAGUAAAGUCAUGCGUCAUAGAGCAAGUAAAAAGGCUUUGCAAGAAGUUGAGAAUCUCCUUCCGGAAGCACAAGCGCUCCAUUCGGCACUAUCAGCGCUGCAUAGCUCUAUCGAAGGACACGUUUCUGGAGGGAUCUUGCGCAAGUCCGCCAUAAUUGCACUCUCUCUGUGCAUCUCUGCGCGGCUUCUCCUCUACAAUCUUUACGCAUGCAAUGAGCCGGGAGCUUUUGUGGAGCAGAGCAGGAUACCCAUGGAGACGGAGAUGCAGAGAGCCAGUCUGGAUGGAAUCAUAUCCAUCUCCUCCACUAUUGUACCGGCGAUUGCGCGCGCGAAUAUCGAGUGCCCUCUCAUAGCACAAUGCUUAUACCACUCAGCCACAGAGUGCGCCUGGUUUAUCCGAGAAGACCACGAGCCACAAAUGUACAACGCAUUGGAAGACAUCGUACGAGACUUGAAGCUGAUUGGUGAUAAUUGGAACCUUGCAACAGAAUAUCUGGCGUUACUCCAGCAAGCUGGCAUUCUCAGCCUGACUAGUUCUGAUACAGCAUCAAACACACUAACACCAUCAUCUGGAUGA
Messenger RNA from Trichoderma asperellum CBS 433.97, 1657 nucleotides. RefSeq lists its product as uncharacterized. Gene Ontology annotation, molecular function: zinc ion binding; DNA binding; DNA-binding transcription factor activity, RNA polymerase II-specific. Gene Ontology annotation, cellular component: nucleus. Lineage: Eukaryota; Fungi; Ascomycota; Sordariomycetes; Hypocreales; Hypocreaceae. The record is from RefSeq and is a predicted model, not a curated record. Gene Ontology annotation, biological process: regulation of DNA-templated transcription; DNA-templated transcription.